This is a messenger RNA of Besnoitia besnoiti, 3174 nucleotides long. RefSeq lists its product as uncharacterized. Lineage: Eukaryota; Apicomplexa; Conoidasida; Eucoccidiorida; Sarcocystidae. The record is from RefSeq and is a predicted model, not a curated record. The coding region runs from base 1 to 3174 and encodes 1057 amino acids. The transcript has 4 exons.
AUGGAGGGUAGGACGCAUGCACAUCAGCAAGCGUGCGGAGCCCGGUCGACUCUGGAUAUUCCGAAUUCGCCUCCUCGGCAUUCUCUGUUUUUUGUGGAUCCGCGGCGUGAGGAGGAAGCAUGGAGGGGGGGGCUGCCGCAGGAAGACGCUGGCGAUCUCUGUGCAUCCUCUUCUUCGUCCGCGGCGGCCUCCUCUCAGGGAUCUACCGUGGAACCGGCGUCAGCUUGUGCGCCUUUCGUCACGUUGCGCUGCUCGGCCGAGGAACUGCCCGUGACCCUCGAAAAGGCGCCGACUUCCCGCACUACUGAGGCGCAGCCCCGCGCCGGGGAGGAAGCCAGAGUGGCGGCGUUCGCGUCCUCCGUAACGAUGUCGCCCAUGUCCAUCGCUUCGUCUGCAUGCACAUCCGCGUCAGGGGGCGAAAGCGACGGCGAGACGGGGGGGAGGUGCGGACUGCGCGGCCGCGAGAAGCAGGCCGCGAGGGGUUCUGAGUCAGAGGGAGCUGCGGCGGUGCGGCUCGGCUGCGAAGGGAAGUCGGAGGCAGACGCACUGGCUCCCUCCGGAUCAGAAGUCUACGAGCACCCUUUCCUGCCCUCGCCUAGAUUCACGCCCUCCGUCCACGCUUGGGCGUCGCCCCUCGUGCCACCUUCGUCUGUGCCUUCUUCUUCGGCGGACUCUUGGUUCUUUCCGCCUCUGCCUUCUCUCGUCGACGACGACGCGGCGCAUGAGGGGGCUGGUGGAGGGGACGGGGCUGGGUCGCCCGCCCCCGGGCUCCGUGCUCCACGGCGCCGUGCAGCAGUGCCCUUCGCGUUCGAGACUUCGCCUCUGCACACGGCCGCCCGCUUGGCUUCUUCGUCGUCCUGGCUAGCUGGGGAGUCGAGCGGGUCGCUGCCGCCCGUCGUGGAGACGUCCCUCGAGGGGCUGCACACCGCGCUGCGCCAGUCUCCUUCGUCUGCGUCCUCGAUCGCGGAACCCGAGCCUGUGGCUCACGCGCCUGCGGAGGCGAGUUCGAGCAGGUCGGCGGCUCGAGGGAGGGACUCCGCCGGGCGCAGGCGCACGGGUGGAGCCGCCAGUCGCCCGCGGCGGCUGUUUGGCGCGCAACUGUGGGGUGAGAGGCGCGGGCUGCCGCUGGUCGCGCCGGGGCGGCAGCAGCGGCGGCGGGAGGGGCUCGCCCGCGGCGGGGGGCAGAGUGCUCAGAGCAACCUGCAGCGGGGACAGCGACGCAGGCGGCCCGGGUCGCUGAGGAGCUCUCUGUCAGGGUCGCGGGCGGUGCAUGCGUCGUCCGCGGACUCGACGGACGACCUGGAGCGAGGACGGAUUCUGCGCAGCCGCAUCGGCAGCGACGAGGCGUUUCUGUGGCGGAGUCGUCGCUCGACGCAGUCGUUAUCCUAUGCGUCGGCUCCGCUGUCGGUGAGGGAACCGGUUUUGUCGCUGGAAGAAGGUUCGGCAUCUCCGGAGAGCGGCAGAUCGGGCGCGACGUGUCUGGGCUGUCAGGCCAGUCAGUGCAAGCCGAAUCGGCUCUGCCCUCUCUACGUCCUUCUCUGUCUGUCCCUCGUCUGCUUUCCCCUAGUCCUCUUUGCCCGAGUCGUCGUGCCCGAGACCGCCGUGCCGGACUACGCCGCGGCCAUCAUCCCCUUCUUUUGUCUGCACUUCGAUUUGGCGCUGAGCAACCCCGGGCUCAGCCAGCUGAGGCUGCCCUUCAUGACGCUGCACCUCGCGCCUCUCAUCGUUAUGGUCGGAAUCGCCGUCCACAUGUCCUGGAUCUGUCACCUCGCGUGUCUUCCGUUCUACGCCGUCCUGCUCUUCCGCUGGCCGCGCACGUUCUGCGUGUCGUUCAUCGUCGGCCAGCUGCACCUUGAACUCGUUCUCGCCAGCGCGAACAUCUGCCGGAUUCCAUAUACCGGGAGUCAGGGUUGGGUGGCCUGCGUUCUGGUGGCCUUCGGCGUCUUCGUUUUGCCGUGGGUAUUCUUCCUCACGACGAACUCGCAAAUGCCGGCGUGCAGUCCGUCGUCUCGCCGGCGGGAGUCGCGCUGCUUCCGCCACGGCGCCUCGCUUCUCCUCCUCGUCACGUGCGUGUUGUGGUGCUUGAUGAACACGCUCCUGGUGUCUAACCUCUUCUCCUUUUUCUUCACGCUGACUCGCGCGGCAGCCGCUGCACGGAGGGCCCUCGAGGCCUCUUCUGCGCCCGUCUCAGCGGGGGCCACAGACCCUGCGGCGGACGCGUCGAAGGCGGCGCCUUCGGCCCCCAAAGAGAACUUCGAAGACGAGUUGCCUCUCUUCCCGCCCUUCAACUCCUUGCCGCUGUUUUCAGGUCUUUCCAGGAGUGACCUGUUCCUAAGCCUGGCAUGUCUGAUCGCGUCAGCCAUGGGCGUGUGCGUCCUUCUGUUUUUGAGGUUUUUCAAGGAAAGCCUCCUGCCGCGAGCGGGCUUGGGGGCAAGGUCGACCUCCCCCUCCGCCUCGGCGCUCGGCGCGAACCGCCGCAGGGGGAGAGGCGUGGGAGAGAGCGAAGAGGACAGCGAGGAAGAAGACGGCGGGCGACUUGGGCGCAUGGAGUCAGGCACUUUGGUCCCCAGGCAACGGGGCUCGAGAGCGGCGAACAGAGUCAGAAGUGACGUGCGACCCAACUACCGGAGACACAACUCCACGAGGAGUCUCGACAGCCGAAGAAGCGACAGGCAAACGCGGGUCGCCCUCGUCCACGGCACCCACAUGCAGUUUGCCAUCGUCGACGCGGGGCCGUGGCGACCCAGCACGCGGAGAACGACCAGAGGCAGCGAAGAAAUCACGCAGAGGCAGAGGGCAGAGCGCGCCGAGGCAAUUCAAAGAAAACUUAUCACGCGGCAAUACACCUCGCCAGUCAUGCAAACGUCCACUGGUGUCGCAACGUCUCCUCGGCCGUCCUCGGUUGCCAGCGGGUCAGCAGCGUGCGUUGAAGGUCCAGCGCCAGGCGGUGCGGAUGUCGCUUCCCCAGGCGCACCUGCGGCUCCGCGCUCGUCAUUCGCUUCGGUCUUGUGCACCAUUUGCCAGGAUACACUUGACGAGGGGGCGUGGGUGAGCGAGGUUCCGGUCUGCGGGCACAUGUUCCACGCCGCGUGUCUGCGCUCGUGGCUCGUUCACGGUGUCACCUGCCCGAACUGCAACACCGACUUGGAUACUGCGCUUCUGGCGAAGGCGUGA